Molecule: messenger RNA, 2424 nt
Organism: Nicotiana tabacum (common tobacco)
Lineage: Eukaryota; Viridiplantae; Streptophyta; Magnoliopsida; Solanales; Solanaceae
Product: two-component response regulator-like APRR2
Biological process (GO): positive regulation of DNA-templated transcription; phosphorelay signal transduction system
Cellular component (GO): nucleus
Molecular function (GO): transcription cis-regulatory region binding; DNA-binding transcription factor activity
Source: RefSeq, a predicted model, not a curated record
AUGCACAGCUUUCUCUUUUUCCUUUUCUUGAUCAAGUAAUUUGAAACAAAUGUUGGGAUUGUGACGUUUGUGUAUUCACAUGGUUUAGUACUAUGUUGUCUUUUGCUUUGUUAGUAUAUUUGAAGAUCUCAUACACGGGGUUUUGUGUUUUUGUUGUUUUAUAUAUGUUGCAGCAUGUCCUCUCCCUAAUAGCAUAGUACUCUACUCUCCAGGGGAGGAACUUUGAUAUAUAUCUUAUAGAUGAGAAGUGACCAUCUUAAUUAGAGGCUCUUUAAUUUGGCUGCCUGAAAAGGAUGCCAGUUCAGAAAUGGUUUGCACUGAGAAUGAAUUAUUGGGUUGGAAUGAUUUCCCAAAAGGACUUAAAGUUCUUCUUCUUGAUAAAGACUGCAAUUCUGCCUCUGAGAUGAGAUCAAGGCUUGAGCAAAUGAACUAUAUUGUUUACGUGUUCUGCGAUGAGACUGAAGCUUUGUCUGCAAUCUCAAGCAAGUUGGAAGUAUUCCAUCUAGCCAUUGUAGAGGUAACUGCUGGCAACAACGAUGGAGGUCUCAAAUUUCUCGAAAGUGCUAAAGAUCUGCCGACUAUAAUGGUGUCAAGUAUUCACUCUAUUAGCACCAUGAUGAAGUGCAUAGCGCUUGGUGCAGUUGAGUUCCUUCAGAAACCACUAUCAGAUGAUAAACUAAGAAAUAUAUGGCAGCAUGUAGUUCACAAGGCAUUUAAUUCUGGAGGAAAGGAUAUCUCUGAGUCGCUUAAGCCGGUUAAAGAAUCUCUUUUGUCCAUGCUAGAGCUCCAACCAGUAAAGAGUGAAGCAGAUAAUGAAAAUUCUAAUGGAGCUGAGCCUUUCACUUCAAUGGUGGAAAACCAAAAAGAACCACCAUCCUGCUGUGACAAAUAUCCAGCUCCUUCAACUCCGCAACAGAAACAAGGAGUAAGGUCAGUGGACGAUGGUGAUUUCCAAGAUCAUACUAUCUUGUCAACUGAACAAGAUAGUGAGGUGAAUGAAGGGGACACAAAAUCUGUCGAAACUACUUGUUGCGAUUCUGUUGCUGAGACUACUGCCCUGGUGGAUUCUCCAGGGCGACUAGGAGAGGCUAUCACAAAAGAGGAGCAUGAUUCUGCUGCUGAUCAGAAGAUGGAGGAUCACAUUGCUACUUGUUCACCAAGUAAUGACUGCCCGGGCAAUGGCAGUACUCGUUCUGCUGACCCUAGUAAAGCAUCUGGUCUCCAUAAUUCAAGAGGGACAAAAGCUAAUAAGAAAAAGAUGAAGGUAGACUGGACACCUGAACUACACAAGAAAUUUGUUAAAGCAGUAGAGCAACUCGGUAUAGAUCAAGCCAUUCCUUCUCGAAUACUAGAGCUGAUGAAAGUAGAAGGUUUGACGAGACAUAAUGUAGCUAGCCAUCUCCAGAAAUUUAGGAUGCAACGGAGGCAAAUUUUGCCAAAGGAAGAUGAGAAAAGAUGGCCUCGUCCUCAACCUAGAGAUUCAGUACAGAGGAGCUACUAUCCACAUAAACCUAUCAUGGCCUUCCCAACAUAUCAAUCAAAUCAUGCACCCGCCACUGGUCAAUUCUAUCCCCCCUGGGUAGCACCAGGUAGCUACCCAAAUGGUGCACAUAUGUGGGGUUCGCCUUACUAUCCUGGAUGGCAACCGUCCCAGACUUGGCACUGGAAGCCUCAUCCAGGGCUAUAUGCUGAUGUAUGGGGUUGCCCUGUUACGCCUCCAUCUUUCGGAUCAUGUCCAUUGUAUUUUCAGAAUGCAACUGGAUUACACAGGGUUGAGGGAAUACAGAAUAGAUAUAGCACACUAGGGAAAUCAGUUGAUCUUCACCCGGCAGAGGAAGUGAUUGAUAAGGUAGUGAAGGAGGCAAUAAACAAGCCAUGGUUGCCUCUGCCCAUAGGCCUAAAACCUCCUUCCACGGAGAGUGUUCUCGACGCGCUCUCCAAACAAGGCAUCUCCACUGUCCCUCCACGCAUCAACGGUUCUCUCCGCCCCCGCUGAAACGGCUAUUGCCACGCUGGGUCAGAUACGCAGAGGCACGAGCAAGGGUCGUAAUUACACGCUCUAAUCAGACAAAGCACGUGGCGCUGACUAGACCUGACAGAAAGAUCCUUUCGCUGAUCCGAUAAAGGUCUUGAUCGUGUGCUGUUUCCUUUUUGUUGUGCGGCAUAGAAUGGGCCACGUUUAUGGCUUUGAUUAAGCCGGAGAAAUGUUAGAAAUUCUUGUAAAUAGUAGAUCCCAAAAAGUAGCGUCACCUUUGUAGCCAAAUUCGGGAUAUUUGGGCUGUUGAGUGGGCCAUGUUGAUUGCCUUUGGAAUAAUGAAUUGGGUUAAUGGCGUUGUGGGGCUAUAUUCGGGGAGUACAACUUUUCAAUAAUCUUUUUUAAUAAUGAAAUUAAAAAAAAAAAACAUCAAAUACGAAUUUGGACAA